Messenger RNA from Trematomus bernacchii (emerald rockcod), 1723 nucleotides. RefSeq names its product four and a half LIM domains 1a (gene fhl1a). Gene Ontology annotation, molecular function: transmembrane transporter binding. Gene Ontology annotation, biological process: muscle organ development. Bases 287 to 1132 code for a protein of 281 amino acids. NCBI's taxonomy places the organism in Eukaryota, Metazoa, Chordata, Actinopteri, Perciformes, Nototheniidae. The transcript has 6 exons. The record is from RefSeq and is a predicted model, not a curated record.
ACUUAAUUGUUUUUUGUAGAAUCCCGUUUGCUUCGCGUGCCUUCACUAAGAGAUCUUGUAAAUUCCUGGUUGAGGUCAUUGUUUAUGAGAGCUAGCAGAGGUUUGGCUCAUGUCCUGAAGUGUUUUUCUCUUGCUCCCUCUGUCUUUUAAAGCUGCGUUGCCUCCGCAGAUUUGACAUUUGAGCUGAAGCCACCGGACACUGCUGCUGCUGCUGCUGCUAGUUGAGAGAGAGACGCGCAUCUGUUCGCUUUGGAGAGGAGGUCCGAGGAGUUAUCUCACCUCCACCAUGACUGAUCGCUUCGACUGCUACUACUGCCGGGACAACCUGCACGGGAAGAAAUAUGUGAAGAAGGACGAAAAGCACGUGUGCACCAAGUGCUUCGAUAAGCUCUGCGCCAACACCUGUGCAGAGUGCAAACGCCCCAUCGGCGCUGACUCCAAGGAGCUGCACCAUAAGAACCGUCACUGGCAUGAGGACUGUUUCCGCUGUGUCAAGUGCUACAAGCCGCUGGCCAGCGAGCCGUUCAACGCCCGGGACGAUGGCAAGAUAAUGUGCGGCAAGUGUGGCUCCCGGGAGGAUGGCAACCGGUGCCAGGCCUGCUACAAGGUGGUCCUGCCAGGGUCCCAGAAUGUGGAGUACAAGAACAAGAUGUGGCACGAGGAAUGCUUUACCUGCUUUGAAUGCAAGCAGCCCAUCCGCACGCAGAGCUUCCUGACCAAAGGGGAAGACAUCUACUGCGCUCCCUGCCACGACAAGAAGUUUGCCAAGAAGUGUUUCCACUGCAAGCAGCCCAUCACCUCUGGAGGGAUCAGCUACCAGGACCAGCCCUGGCACUCGGAGUGUUUCGUGUGCAAAACCUGCCACAAAGGUCUGGCUGGAGCUCGCUUCACUUCUCACGAGAACGACGUCUACUGCGUGGACUGUUUCAAGACUGAUGUGGCCAAGAAGUGCCAUGGAUGCAAAAACCCAAUCACAGGGUUCGGCCACGGCACCAACGUGGUGAACUAUGAGGGAUUCUCUUGGCACGAGUACUGCUUCAACUGCAAGAAGUGCUGCCUCUCGCUGGCCAACAAGCGCUUUGUGAUCAACGGAGAGAACAUCCACUGCCCCGACUGUGCCAAGAAGGUGUGAGCUGCACAGAGGAUCGUGUUUAAAGUGGAGUUGCGCCAACACUGACAUUUAGACUGUUAAUUUGCAGAAAUAUAACCUUUUUGUUGACAGGCUAUUACGGCCUCAAAUGAACAUAAAUGUUAUUCUGUUUGUGAUUUAGCAAACAAAUGUCAAAUUGGUGAAACUUCUCUUUAUGAGGUUGGCAGACGAUAAAGGUUAUUUCAACUAAUUAUGCACUAGCUUGAGUCAUUUAUCUACUCAUACAUUAUGCAACUUGUUUCAGUGUUGGAUACUAACAUGGCAACAGAGUUUCUUUUGUGGGAUUGUGAUGUGCACUAUUAGUCUAAUCUAAUCCGGGAUUCUGUGUAGUUUUAUGAGACAAAAGCUUUUUCACUGCCUUACUGGAAUAUUUCAGAGAGAAUAAUAUGCUUUGACAUGCAUAACGCUGCUCAUACAUACCAGCUUUGAUUACUAAUCUGUUACAUGUAUCUUCCAAUGGAUUAUCAGAAAAAUACAAAUCUAAAAUGAGGUCUUUGAGUUUUAUGCUGAAAUAUAAACAGCUUGUGUAUUCAAGACUUUGAAAUGUUAAACGAGAAUAAAAGGAAAAAAUGA